Messenger RNA from Achroia grisella, 2206 nucleotides. RefSeq lists its product as uncharacterized. NCBI's taxonomy places the organism in Eukaryota, Metazoa, Arthropoda, Insecta, Lepidoptera, Pyralidae. The record is from RefSeq and is a predicted model, not a curated record. The transcript has a single exon. The coding region runs from base 62 to 2038 and encodes 658 amino acids.
AAUAAUUGUAUAAAUUACCCAGUUCAGACUCAAACAAGUACGCGAGAGUGUGUCUCUCAUAAUGGCCAACAGAAUUAUUUUGUUGUUCAUUUUGUUAUUUUGUUUACUAGUCACAAUUACAGAAGGCCGAUUUGGUGGAAGUCGAAGCAGUAGCCGGAGCCGUAGUCGAAGCAGUAGUGGAAGUGGUAGUUGGAGUUGGGGAAGCCAUAGUCAUGUAGCCACUAUUGGAUUCCAUACAAGUGAUAUAAGUAAACAUACUUCAAAUUCUGGAGGUUAUAGUUAUCCGAUAUCCUCUUCAGGUUUAUCAGGCAAUAAUAUAUAUAAACCAGGUACAUCUUCUGGUAAAUUUUCAUCUACAAAAUUUGGUGGCGAAUUAGAAAACAAGCCUCCAUUCAGUCAUAACCAGCAACCGAUGCUAAGAACCUCUGGAGCAGAUCAUCAAUAUCCACCUACUUCAGGAUUAUCAGGAGCCGACAAAAAUAAACCAGCUUUACUGCAAGAUGGGUCACAUUUUAGUCACAAUUAUCCAGAAUCUCUCACAAGUUUAUCAGGAGAUAAUAACUACAAGCCACUUUCAUAUUUAAUACCAUCUAAAAGCAGUGAUGGUUAUCAUCUAUCGUCAACAGGAUUAUCAGGCAGUAAUAAUAAGGUAAAUCAAUUGAAUAGUUACAGUUAUAAACCUUCUAUACCAAACGAACCUUCUGUAUUAAGAGUUCAUUUAAAUAAAGAUACCACAUCACUGAAGCCUACUUUGAAUCACAAUUAUCCAGUGUCCUCAUCAGGCAUGUCAGGAAGUAAAACCAAUAUAACACAUGCUGGUCAAGAAUAUCCUACAUUAUUACCACGAGUAUCGAGUGGAAACAUAACAAGUAUGAGUUCUAACCAUCCAUCAACAUCUGUUAGAAAUAAUUCACUUGCGUCAUCGGAAAUAUUAGGAUCUGGUCCCUAUAAGAAAUUGAAUUCAACAAUAUCCACAAAAUUUAGUACUGGAUACAUAUACCCCAUGACGUUGCCUACUUUAUCGAACAUUAAUCAUAACAAUUCACCUCCAUUAUCAAAACCCGGAUACUUUAAUGUUUACCCCACAACUCCAUCAUCUGGAUCAAUGUACAGUUACACAGCAUCGCCUACGAAACUAUCGGGUUCCGGUCAUACCCAUACAUCUGGCUCUUUCCAUAAUUAUCCACUGUCUGUUACGGGAUUAUCUGGAUCAGGCAGUAACCAGGCACCAGUAGUAUUCAACUCAGGAUCACGGAACUCGUAUAGUACGGUUAAUAGAAAUGUAGAUAUGGGUAUCCACAAUCAUGUGCGUUAUGGUGGUACACGCUAUGGAAAAACAAACAAUAAGCCUUAUUAUAGUACUUCGAGCUAUUAUACAUCUCCUCAGUAUGUUUAUAUAAGUGAGUAUAGAAAUUCUGGGAGCCAAUAUAGCGAUCUGAUAACUGGUUUAGCAAUGUACAAUUUAGGUCGUACACACAGUCAUUAUUACGACCAUUAUUACUAUGACGAUUAUUAUAGAAGACGAUAUGAAUCUUCAAAUUCUUAUACAUCUAAUAAUAGGCCACAAGAUUCGGCUAUAUGUACUCUGAAAGUAAAAGAGGAUAACAAUAUGGUAAAAGCACUAAGAAUACCUUGUGAAAUAGUUUCAACUUUUACUAAAGAUGCUAUAAGUAUUGAAAUGAAACCUGAAAGUUAUACGAAUCAAACAGUCUGUGUAACAAAUUCAACCACUAUUAAUGUCAACGUGGUUGGAAAUAUUACAGAUAAUAACAUUACAACUUGUACAUAUACGGUGAACAUUACCGAUCCCCUAACCAUGAAAGGUCCACCAGUAUCAUCAUCUAAAAUGGAAUGUGCAGUGGGAAUUCAGACUAAAGAUAGUUAUUUGCAAAACAAUGUAGAUUGUAACGUCUUACUAAAGUAUGCAAAAAUGCCUGAACCGAAGAAAGGGGAAAGUAUCAUCAUGCCUUCAAGGGAAAAAUUGAAAUCUUGGCUGGCGAAGCCACCUUGGUGGAUGUCUUUGUUUAUAAGUGUAUAAAUAAGUGUGACGACGAUAAUAAGUAAUAUUGGUUGGGUCUUGUUUAUUCAAUUGAUUGUAAGAAUUCUAGAACGUAAUGUAUUUCUUUAUAUAUCGGCCUGUCGGCCAUAAUUUUGCUUUUUUAUGUUUAUAUUCCUUAAUUUAAAAAAGGUAUGACUUUUUUAUGUC